CAUAUCAAUUGGUUAACGAUAGUCACAGUCAAGGCAACAUGGUGAAGGCACGAAAAUAUGUUGUGAAGAGACAAUUUGAGGGAGUCCCAAAGAGAGAUGAUUUUGAGAUAGUGGAAUAUGAACUACCAUCACUACGAAAUGGAGAAAUUCUUGUCAAGACCGAAUGGGUGAGUGUAGAUCCUUACCAAAGAGCUUACAAUCGGAGAUAUCCAACUCCCUAUGACCAGUUCGGUUUCUUAGUCGGUGUUGUAGAAGACACCAAAAAUCCUAAAUAUUCAGUUGGAACUAGAGUUGUUACACAUAAAGGCUGGUGUGACUAUUCUAUUGUCAAUCCGAACGAAUCCUCAACCAUGAGUAAUGUUGUGUACAAAUUACCCGAUCUCAAAGGCCAGUCACCCAUCCACGGUUUAAGUUCCGUAGGUAUGGUUGGAGUAACAGCCUACUUCGGACUUCUUGAGAUUUGUCAACCGAAAGCUGGAGAAACCGUUGUAGUUACCGGUGCAGCAGGAGCCGUGGGAUCUCUUGUUGGGCAAAUCGCUAAGAUUAAGGGUUGCAGAGUGAUUGGAUUUGCUGGUUCUGAUGAUAAGGUGAAUUGGCUUCAAAACACCUUAGGUUUUGAUAAGGCAUACAACUACAAAACAGCCAACAUAAAUGAAACUCUUAAGAUUGCUGCUCCUAAUGGAGUGGACUGCUACUUUGAUAAUGUGGGAGGAGAAAUAAGCAGUAUUAUUAUGAGUCAUAUGAAUAAUUUUGGUAGAGUAUCGGUAUGUGGCAGCAUUAGCGCCUACAAUGACGAUGUGUCCCAGCUACCUAGAGUGCCUCUUCUGCAAUUUGAUAUCACUAUGAAGCAAUUAAAGGUUGAAGGAUUCCUCGUACAUCGGUGGCUCACAAGAUGGUCUGAAGCAUUUGUCGAUCUCACCAAGUGGCUUCUGGAAGGAAAAUUAAAAACAAAUGAACACAUAACCGAAGGCUUCGAUAAAAUUUACGACGCCUUCAUCGGAAUGUUAGCUGGUGAAAAUACUGGCAAAGCAGUUGUAAAAAUAUGAAUAAUUAUUGUAGAUAAUAAAUUAUUUCUUACUUA
Messenger RNA from Pieris napi, 1081 nucleotides. RefSeq names its product prostaglandin reductase 1-like. Gene Ontology annotation, cellular component: cytoplasm. Gene Ontology annotation, molecular function: 15-oxoprostaglandin 13-reductase [NAD(P)+] activity; 2-alkenal reductase [NAD(P)H] activity. The transcript has a single exon. The record is from RefSeq and is a predicted model, not a curated record. Gene Ontology annotation, biological process: prostaglandin metabolic process. Lineage: Eukaryota; Metazoa; Arthropoda; Insecta; Lepidoptera; Pieridae. The coding region runs from base 39 to 1046 and encodes 335 amino acids.